GUAACGACAACAGCAUGGACAGCUUUGUGCAGCGUGUUCAAAAUAUGGCCAUCGGCGGCAGGUACCACUUGGUGCGAAAAUUAGGAUCUGGUUCCUUUGGCAAUGUCUAUCUGGGGCGUGACGCUGAAACCGGCAACGAAGUCGCCAUGAAACUCGAACAUCACAGUAUCGCGCCAUCUUUGCUUGAGGAGGAAGUGGGCAUCUAUCAAUCCCUGGCCGGGAAAGCUGGUUUUCCUCAGGUAUACUGGCAUGGACAUCAAGAUGACUUUACCAUUUUGGUCUUCGAACUGCUAGGGCCGAACUUGGAAGACUUAUUCCGAUAUUGUGGCAACCAAUUCUCGUUGAAGACGACGCUGAUGCUCGCCGACCAACUACUUCGUCGCUUCGAGAGUCUUCAUUCAAACAAUUACCUUCACCGGGAUGUCAAGCCUGAAAACUUCCUCCUGGGUAUGGGUGAGCGGGGGAAUGUUGUCUACAUGACCGAUUUAGGUCUUGCGAUCUACCGCCGCCCUGACCAGUGGAGCUCGAGUACCACUCCUCCCCGUGCUGUGACAGCGCGUCCUCCUCAGCUAUUAGGCACAUGCAGAUACGCGAGCAUCAACGGGCAUUUAGGCGUUGCGCAAUCCCGACGCGAUGACUUGGAGGCACUAGGCUACAUGCUGGUGUAUUUCAUGCGUGGGAGACUUCCUUGGCAAGGCCUCAAGGCGAAACGGGAUGCCAAAUAUCUGCUGGUUUUGGAGAAGAAGCAGACAAUCAGUGCGCACGAACUUUGUGCAGGUCUACCAAGCGAGUUUGAGGACUACAUGAAUUAUGUCCGCAACUUGCGCGACGAGGAUCAGCCGGACUAUCAGCACCUGCGGAAAAUAUUCAACAAGCUGUUUCGCCGACAAGGGUUCGAAUACGACAACGCCUUUGACUGGACGAUUCGAGAAUUCCUGAGGCUGGAGCCAAAAGCCCAAGAAUCGCUUGCAUCGGGAGGUGCGGAUGAACGACGAGAAGAGGAGACUCCGAGGCCAUCAGGCGAUGCAGCACGGAAUGUGACCAAGGCGGCACGUCGAAAGAGGUGAUGAUAUGCUCGACAUGCAUGAGGAGGACCAAUAGACAUGCCAAUCAUGACUUUCGCGCCCUCCCGUAUGCAUCUAAAAGCUGAUGAUCGGUUCCUAUGGUCCGUGCCUAUUAUGACACUGCAGGGUGGCUGUUAUCGAUCAUCGGGAGCCAACCAUUUCGCAGGCAGCAAUACCUACAGAGAGCCAGGAAGCGUCGAAGGCUGAUCAUUGGUUGGUACUACCACACCACCGAGCGAAAGACUGUACGGUCUGUGCCGCACCAAGCUUCAAACCAUUAAAUGCUUUACCGGUCGAGAGCCUGGUCAUAGUUGUUGCCUGUGCGGUGACCGUUCUGGCGACCACCCUCGAAAGCCGGUGGGUAAGCUUGGUGACAGGGCAGAAGAGAAGUUGACAUGGCUGAUGGGAUCGAAGAGCUUACCUGUUCGAGCUCCUCUGCAAUACGGUGGUCAAGCGCUCGCUAUUCCAGGAAAUUUGGGACUCGGUGAGUAGCAGGGGUGUUCCAAUCACAUACGCUGGCUUGUCCCGUUCUUUAUCCCUGACCAGUUAGAGGGCUAGCAUAGCGUCACAACUCAGAAAGUCGAUACUCCUUGUUUCAAAAAACCCCUCAGAGAGUCAAC
Cladophialophora immunda is the source of this 1684-nucleotide messenger RNA. RefSeq lists its product as uncharacterized. The transcript has 3 exons. The coding region runs from base 15 to 1067 and encodes 350 amino acids. Gene Ontology annotation, molecular function: ATP binding; protein serine/threonine kinase activity. Gene Ontology annotation, biological process: signal transduction; peptidyl-serine phosphorylation. The record is from RefSeq and is a predicted model, not a curated record. Gene Ontology annotation, cellular component: cytoplasm; nucleus. Lineage: Eukaryota; Fungi; Ascomycota; Eurotiomycetes; Chaetothyriales; Herpotrichiellaceae.